AUCGAAGGCAUAUCUUCUACAGAAUAGCACGUAUAGAGUGCGUGAGAACAAGUCAUAGUAUUAUAGUACAGUAUCUGAAUUGAAGUACGAGCACAAUGUCUCAACGGGACGAAGCUGGCACCUUAUUUGAAUUCCUGCACAUGGAAAUGGUUCAUAUGUUCAUGUCUGCGGAAGAAGAAGAGGAGACGGCUAAUAACGAUGUCCGGGAUUUUGUGCAUGUCAAACUAGAGAAGAUCGGCUUUAGCUGCGGUCAAUCUCUCGCAGAAAGGUUAACGCAGGACACACCUCGGAUGACCGAUCAAUUAGAGGUCAUCAAAUUCAUAUGCAAAGAUUUUUGGAUGAAUCUCUUCCAGAAACAGGUGGAUAACCUUCGGACCAAUCACAAGGGCGUGUAUGUACUGCAAGACAACAAAUUCCAAACUUUCGCACCCAUCGCCAACGGCACCCAAUAUAUCGAGCAGAUGUCUCCGUUCUUAGCCAUGCCUUGUGGACUCAUCCGCGGCGCCUUGGCGGCGCUUGGACACACAGCCACUGUACAUGCGGACGUGGUCAACAUGCCCGCCUGUACGUUCCAAAUAAGAAUACAAAGGAUGGAGACGGAAGCUAUACAAUAACACAUCCAAGAAGCAGCAAUUUAAAUUAUAAAUGUACUGACAAACAGCCAAUUAUUUGUAUGUAUUGUAAAUAAAGCGUACCAAAUUUCUACCACCAAAUGUAGAAUCGUAACG
Molecule: messenger RNA, 728 nt
Organism: Sphaeroforma arctica JP610
Lineage: Eukaryota; Ichthyosporea; Ichthyophonida
Exons: 6
Coding region: 96-614 (172 amino acids)
Biological process (GO): regulation of GTPase activity; endoplasmic reticulum to Golgi vesicle-mediated transport
Cellular component (GO): TRAPP complex; trans-Golgi network; cis-Golgi network
Source: RefSeq, a predicted model, not a curated record